CAAAUGCUGAAUUUCCAUUUAUUGAUGUUAAUUUUUGUCCUGAUUUUACAUCGCAACAAUCUAUAGUACGGGAAAAUUUUGACUCUGACAAUAAUGAAAGUAAUUAUUCCAAUAUGUUGCAAA
Molecule: messenger RNA, 123 nt
Organism: Racocetra fulgida
Lineage: Eukaryota; Fungi; Glomeromycota; Glomeromycetes; Diversisporales; Gigasporaceae
Source: the annotation of a GenBank genome assembly